Molecule: messenger RNA, 3561 nt
Organism: Rhipicephalus sanguineus (brown dog tick)
Lineage: Eukaryota; Metazoa; Arthropoda; Arachnida; Ixodida; Ixodidae
Product: atrial natriuretic peptide receptor 1
Exons: 22
Coding region: 1-3243 (1080 amino acids)
Biological process (GO): receptor guanylyl cyclase signaling pathway; cGMP biosynthetic process; intracellular signal transduction
Cellular component (GO): membrane
Molecular function (GO): ATP binding; guanylate cyclase activity; peptide receptor activity
Source: RefSeq, a predicted model, not a curated record
AUGGUGUUACUGGCGGCAGCCGCUUUCGUAACGGCCGUGUCCCGCGAUACCACCUCUUCGACUACUCUGGAUCUCGUGAUCGGUAGGGCCGAACGCAUUCGCGCCGAAAGCCUUCGGCGAGCGUCGCCCCGCCUCCCGCAAUUUCUCGUGCUAGCUCCGGACGAUGACGGUCAGCCGUACGCCCUGAAGAAGGUCCUGCCAGCCGUGCUGGUAGCCGUGGCCAAGACUAAGCUUAACGUCGUCGUGCAUUACUACGAUACGAAGUGCUCGUCGACCAAUGGCCCGCUCUCCGUGUUCGACUACUACAUCUCCGGACAGGUGGACGUCUUCUUCGGACCUUCGUGCCCCUACGUGCUUGCACCCGUGAUACGAUACGCCUCCGAGUGGGGGCUUCCCCUGUUGACGGCCGCUGGGCAGAACGAGCACUUCGACACCAAGUCCAUCUACUACAGGCUGCUCACUCGCAUGAACGGCUCCUUCUCCAGCCUCGGCCAGGUGUUCGUCGAGGUGAUGCGCCAGUUCGACUGGACCGUCGUCGCUCUAUUGUUCCACCAGUACCGCGACAACUCUAAGGGCCACACGGACUGCUACUUCUCUCUUUCGUCGGUGUUCACCGCGCUCGGAAAGAACGCGACGCACCACUCGUUCGACGAGAACGAGGACUUUCACGAGAUCCGCUCGAUGCUCCGAAAGAUCUCCCAGAAGGCGCGCAUUAUCUUGAUGUGCGCCUCACCAGACACAAUAAGGGCGAUUAUGCUGGCCGCUCUUGAGCUCAACAUGGUGGGCAGCGGAGAGUACGUCUUCUUCUCGGUAGAGCUGUUCAGCAGCCGCAACGACAGUCGGAAGCCAUGGUUCCGCAAGGGUGACUCAGAGGCAAAGAAUGCCUUGGCCCAGAAGGCCUACGAGGCGCUGCUCACCGUCAUCGCGAGAACGCCUGAAACCGAGGACUUCAUCAACUUUUCACAGGAGGUCAAAAAACUUGCACUGGAAAAGUUCAACUUCUCAUUUGGCAACGAGGAGGUAAACAACUUUGUAGCCGCCUUCCACGAGGCUGUUAUUCUUUACUCCAUUGCGUUGAAUGAAACGCUGAGUGAAGGAGGGAGCAUAAUAAAUGGCUCCGAGAUCACCCGUCGAAUGUGGAACCGGACAUUCACAGGCAUCACCGGAACCGUACGGAUCAAUGAGAACGGAGAUAGGGACGCCGACUACUCAAUACUGGACAUGGAUCCAGUGACGAAGGAGUUUCAAGUAGUGGCAAACUACUUCGGAGUGAACAAGAGCUUCAGCGACGUUCCGGGCCGAACGAUCCACUGGCCUGGUGGCAAGCGAGUGCCACCACCCGACACUCCACGGUGCGGCUUUGACGGCUCCAAAUGCCCCGAUGAAGAGCUUCCCAAGUACGCCAUCGUGAGUGGAGUCCUGAGCGGUCUGGUGGUCAUCCUGUGCAUCGUCUUCUUCUUCAUUUACAGGCACUUCAAGCUGGAAGCAGAGUUGGCCUCGAUGACAUGGAAAAUCCGCUGGGACGAGAUCUCGAGCUCACCGCCGGGCCACUUCAAGAAAUUCGGUUCCCGAAUGAGCCUGACGAGAGCCAGCCUCGCUAGUUCGAAUUCAUCAGAUGCUAUUUUCUUCGGCGGUCGGCGCCAAGUUUUUAUUGGAACUGGUUUCUACAAGGGCCAAGUUGUUGCGAUACGACCUUUCAACAAGUUGAAGUUAGAGAUCACACGAUCGCUGCUAAUGGAGCUGAAAAACAUGAAAGACCUGCAGCACGAUCAUAUUGUGCGUUUUCUGGGAAUAUGCGAAGAACCUCCGCACUGCUGCCUGGUCACUGAAUACUGUCCAAGAGGAAGUUUACAGGAUAUUCUUGAAAACGAUGAGAUCAAGCUCGAUUGGAUGUUUCGCUAUUCACUCAUGCACGACAUCGUAAAGGGCAUGGCAUACUUGCACAACAGCGUCAUCCACAGCCACGGAAAUCUGAAGUCCUCGAACUGCGUGGUCGACAGCCGGUUCGUGUUAAAGAUCACCGACUUCGGUCUACACACCCUCCGUUCUUCCGACUCCAACGAGAACCACGACUCUUACGCAUUCUGGAGACGCAUGCUGUGGACCGCACCCGAGCUGCAGCGACGGUGCGAACAGCUGGCCGCUGGAACUCAGAAAGGAGACGUCUACUCAUUCGCCAUCAUCGCGCAUGAGAUCGUGCUCCGGCAGGGGCCUUUCUACCUGGGUCCCUCUGUUCAACUCUGCCCGAAAGAGAUUGUGGCAAACGUGCAGUUGGGUCACAAAGUUCCGUUCCGUCCGCUCCUUGAAGAGGAUUGCUGCAGCGAGGAGCUGGCUCAGAUGAUCAGGAAGUGCUGGGCCGAAGACCCGGCAGAACGACCGGAUUUUCAUACGCUUAAACCUCUGAUUCGAAGGCUCAACAAAGAGAGGCAAGGAGUAAACAUCCUGGACAAUCUUCUAUCACGAAUGGAACAGUACGCCAACAAUUUGGAAAAAUUAGUUGAGGAGCGUACCGCAAGCUAUCUCGAAGAGAAGCGAAAAGCCGAAGACCUUUUGUAUCAGCUUUUACCUCGGUCUGUGGCUAGUCAACUCAUCAAAGGACAAUCUGUGACAGCAGAGUCGUAUGAUAACGUGACGAUAUACUUCAGUGACAUCGUGGGUUUCACCUCCUUAUCAGCACAGAGCACGCCAAUGCAGGUGGUCGAUCUGCUAAACGACCUUUACACUUGCUUCGACUCGAUCAUCGAAAACUACGAUGUUUACAAGGUGGAGACCAUCGGAGACGCCUACAUGGUGGCAUCGGGCCUGCCCGUGCGCAAUGGUAUGCUGCACGCUCGAGAGAUUGCUCGCAUGUCCCUGGCCCUUCUGCGAACAGUGCGUUCCUUCAGCAUCCGCCAUCGGCCGCAGGAACAGCUCAAGCUGCGCAUCGGCAUUCACACAGGGCCUUGCGCUGCUGGAAUUGUGGGCCUUAAGAUGCCCAGGUACUGCCUCUUCGGAGACACAGUCAACACAGCAUCCCGUAUGGAGUCCAACGGCCUACCUCUGAAGAUUCACGUGAGUCCAGCUACAAAGGAAGCGCUGGAAAAGUUCAAGACAUUCCGUUUGGAGCUACGGGGCGACGUCGAACUGAAGGGCAAAGGGACGAUGACAACUUACUGGCUUUUGGAAGAAGUCGAAGACGGCGUUGCCACGAUGGCCAAACCAACGACGGAGACCGGCGAACACCCGAAGGAGACCAAAGUCUGACACGACGGCCCGUAGGCGUUGAUGCAGGAUAACCCGUCUCAGUAGCCCACUGUGGGGCCCACGUUACCGUCUCGAACUAUCCACGACAACGUCGACUGAUCCCAAGCUGCUAAGCAACGCGCAGACCAACUUGCGUUGUAGUACAUGCAUCACGACGUGUAACAAUGUGCACCUCGGGCACACGCGCGGAGACGAGAUCUAUGUUGAGCAUGGCGUACGGAAACAUGGCGGCGACUGCUCAUUCCACUGCCACAUCGCAGCAGCAACCACCGCAGAAUGAUCCGGUUAUCCCUGCAACAGCGAGAAGCGAUGAACAUG